Arabis nemorensis is the source of this 504-nucleotide messenger RNA. The record is from the annotation of a GenBank genome assembly. NCBI's taxonomy places the organism in Eukaryota, Viridiplantae, Streptophyta, Magnoliopsida, Brassicales, Brassicaceae.
AUGGAGUUACAACAGUGGUUUGAGCAGAAGACUCCAGGCUGGGGUCGUCCAUCCAUGUUUCCCCUGAAUGAGCUCUAUGUCAAAGAUAGCGGAUUUCUUGCAAAAUUAGUGAGCCGUGUGUUUGAAAAUCACCCAGAGAUUGCAUCUGAAUUCCGUCCAAAGGACCCAAAUCUUAGGACGGGUUACAUGAGUUUGCUACUAAGUCUGAUUGAGACAAUGUGUAAAUCACCUCAAGAAAUUUCCAAGGAUGAUUUGUAUGAUGCGUAUGCUGCACUAGGAUCCAUGAGAGAUGUUGGGUUUAAAUUGGAUUGGUUAGAGAAGAAACUUGAUGAAGUGUUAGAAAAGAAGGAGAACGAGGAGGCUAUUGAGAAUGGGCUUCAAGAAAUGGAGGAAGAGUUGAAGGAAAUGAAGCAGAAGUGUUUAGGCAUGGAAGCUCUUGUGGAGAAAGAGAAGGAGAAGGUGUUGGCUGCAAGAGCUCCUCUUUCUUUUGAGGAUGUUGUUUAA